AUGCAGCUAAUGCGAGAUGCUUUAGCGCAUUGUGAUUUGCAUGAUCUGGGUUUCUUUGGUUCUUCGUAUACUUGGCAAGGAGGUGGUGUGAAAUGCCGGUUGGAUAGGGUAGCAGCGUCGGCAUCAUGGGUGGACCUGUUUCCGGCAGUUAGGGUUUCCCACUUGGACCCGAUUCAUGGGGAUCAUAUCCCAAUUUUUCUGAGUUGUGGGGGUGCUUUGCCACUGCGAACGCGGUCCCGGAGGUUUAGGUUGGAGUCUUUUUGGGUCCAGCAUGCGGACUGCCAUCAAGUUGUUGAACAAGGCUGGGCAACCCCGGUUGGUGGUACUGCGAUGUUCCAGGUGCAGCAAAAGAUUAUGCACUCUCAUUUUGCUUUGAAUCACUGGCAGCGGGCCACCUUUGGAAAUAGGUGGAGGGAGAUGGAUAUGAUACGUAGUAGACUACAACACUUGCUUUCUGGUUCUCACUCAGACUCGGUGCAGCUGGAACAAGUUGAGUUGUCUUCUAAGCUGGAUCAUCUUUUAUCUGCUGAGCAUAAGUUUUGGAAACAAAGGUCUAAGUCCACGGAGGCAUGUAUGGAAGAGAUUGUUCUGGGGUAUUUCUCAACUAUGUUCACGUCCGAUGAUGUUGAUCGAUCUCAGAUGGAUGAGGCUAUUAAUUUGUUACAGCCUAAGGUGUCUAGGGAGAUGAAUGAUGACUUAUGUGCACCAUACUCGGCGGAGGAGAUUAAGGCCGCACUUUUCCAAAUGUAUCCCACUAAGGCACCUGGUCCGGAUGGGAUGCCUCCACUGUUUUUCCAGCAGUAUUGGGAGGUGGUUGGGCCUGAUGUUGUGGCUGCAGUACAAGGCUUCUUACACUCAGGGCGGUUGCUUGGGUCCCUCAAUUAUACACAUAUUUGCUUGAUUCCAAAGGUACCAAAUCCUGAACACAUGUCUGAUUUACGUCCCAUUGCUCUUUGUAAUGUGAUUUAUAAGAUAUGUUCUAAGGCUGUGGCUAACCGGUUAAAGAGGAUUCUUGAUAUAUUGAUCUCACCAGUACAGAGUGCUUUUAUUCCUGGAAGGUUGAUUACUGAUAAUACACUUAUUGCCAAUGAGAUUUCUCAUUACAUUAACAACUGGAAGUCUAGUACUGAAGGGAUAAUGUCAUUGAAGCUGGAUAUGAGUAAGGCUUAUGAUCGCAUGGAAUGGUGUUUCCUAGAAGCAGUCUUGUUGUGGCUUGGUUUUGCUGAGAGAGGGUUGAGGCAAGGGGACCCAUUGUCCCCUUAUCUGUUCUUGCUAUGUGCUGAGGUCUUUUCUAUGCUGUUGGAGCGUAAAGCGGCUUUGGGUUUAUUACAGGGUAUACAGAUAUGCCCGGAGGCGCCGACUAUUCACCAUUUACUUUUUGCUGAUGAUAGUCUGCUUUUUGGCAGAGCUACCCAGGAAGAGUUCACACAUAUCCAGUCAGUUUUCUCUACUUAUGAGUUAGCUUCAGGGCAGAAGGUUAACUAUGCUAAGAGCAGUGUGGUGUUUAGUAAGAAAGUGUGUGGUGGUCUACAGAGUCUAUUGUCUGAUUCCUUGGGGGUCAAGAUUGUGCUUAAGCAUGAGGAGUAUUUGGGUCUUCCGACUUAUUUGGGUAGGAAUAAAACUGAGCCUUUUGCUUUUAUUAAGGAAAGGCUUAGUAAGAAGCUGGUAGGUUGGCAGGGUAAAAUACUCAGUGGUGCAGGUAAGGAUCUUCUUAUUAGGGUGGUUGCUCAGUCACUGCCUACUUACACUAUGAAUUGCUUUAUGCUCCCACAACAUUUUUGUGAUUCACUUCAUCAGUUAUGUGCUCGUUUUUGGUGGGGUAGUAAGGCUGAGAAUCGGAAGAUUCAUUGGCUUUCUUGGGCUAAACUUUGCCAACCUAAGGAAGUUGGUGGGAUGGGGUUUAGAGAUCUACAUGCACACAAUACUGCUCUCUUGGCUAAACAGGAAUGGCGCUUCUUAUGUAAUCCCACUUCGUUGGUAGCUAGAUUGUAUGGGGCCAAAUACUUUUUGCAGGGUGAUAUUUGGAACUGUGUUCUUACAUCACCUCCUUCUGCAUGUUGGCGUAGCAUUUAUUCUGCUCUAUCACUACUUCGAAGUGGUAUAAGGUGGCAGGUGGGGAAUGGAGCGACUAUUCAUGCUUGGGAUGAUCUGUGGAUUCCUAGACCUGUGACUUUCCGGCCUGUUAUUCAUAUGGAAGGGGGUCCUCUUUGGGUCAAGGAUUAUCUGCUUUCCGGACUCUGUUGGAAUGUCGAUUUGGUGCGAGAGUGGUUUAAUCAGUGUGAUGCUGAGCUGAUCCUGGCCAUCCUUUUGAGCCGAUGGGAUGUACCUGACAGAUUAGUUUGGCAUUAUGAUGCUAAAGGUAAUUUUACUAUGAAGAGCGCAUAUUUGUUAGCUUUUGAUUUACUACAUGGGGGCUCUUCUUCUUCUGAAGGUGGUGGGACUUCCGAAUUUUGGAAGUCUAUUUGGUUCGCAAAUGUUCCUGGAAAAAUUAAAGUUCACUUUUGGAAGGUUUGUUCUUCCAUUUUGCCCACUAAUUCACAGCUCUGUUCUCGUCGAGUACCUAUAUUGGAUGGUUGUUUCUUUUGUAAUGCUGAGGAGACCAUUAUGCAUGUUAGUUGUGAAUGCCCUUUUGUGAAGGAUUUAUUGAAUUAUUUUCCUUCAUUGGGAAUAGUGCAGACGUUGCAUAUGGUGCAUGGUUCUGUACGUGAUUGGUUGGCUUUGUGUUUGGGGCAUCUAACUAAACCGAAUGCUUCCUUAUUCUUGAUAUUGAUCUGGUUUGUGUGGAAAGAGAGAAAUAAGAGACUUUGGAAUGGCAGGUUUGCAUCUCUUGAUCAGUUAGCUUUCCAGGUUACUUCUUUUUAUCAUCUUCACAUGUCAGUUCAAGCUCCUUCACGCCAGGUUGUGGGGAGAAGGAAUUCACAGUGGACUCCACCUUCCCCGGGUUGGCUUAAGGCUAAUUGUGUUGGGAUAUAUGAUGCUUCCAGCCUUUCAGGUGGUAUUGGGGUUGUGCUUAGAGAUAGUUCUGGCUCAAUAGUGGGUGGUGUUUGCUCUAAGGUGAGAUGGGUGUCAAGUUUGCAAACUGUUGAAGCUUUGGCUUGCCGAGCGGCAUGCAAUUUGGUGGAUAGGUUUGGCCUUGCUCCAGUUGCCUUUGAGUCUGCUUGCCAGCACGCUGUGACUACCAUCAACUCACAAGGGGUGAAUACUUCUUUGCUGGGUAGAGUUUAUGACGAUAUCUCAACUAUAUUGGGGAGCCUUCAUGGCUCUUAUUUCAGCUAUAUUAGUCGGACUGCAAAUAAGGUCGCCACUAUGCUGGCUAGGUAUGCAUUAGGUUCUAAUUUUGAUCUGUAUUGGAGUGGGUCUGUCCCCACAGAAAUCAGUGGCUUCAUAGCCACUUUGUGUACAAACUGA
Molecule: messenger RNA, 3408 nt
Organism: Rosa rugosa (rugosa rose)
Lineage: Eukaryota; Viridiplantae; Streptophyta; Magnoliopsida; Rosales; Rosaceae
Exons: 3
Coding region: 1-3408 (1135 amino acids)
Molecular function (GO): RNA-DNA hybrid ribonuclease activity; nucleic acid binding
Source: RefSeq, a predicted model, not a curated record